CCUCCAUGACGAUUGGGCGCACUCUGGAGGGACAGGGCUACGUUGGGGUCCGCAGCCGCUGCCUGCGCGCGGGAAGAGAGAGGCCCGUCCGGCUCCGUACAUCUUGCUAUGAGUAAGCGAAAUAUAAAAAAGAAUCGGUUCCUAGAAGUCAGAUUUGUGGCAGAUGAAGAUGUUCUGCAUCACAUUUCCGAGAAUACUGGUCCUAAGAUUCAGAAGAAUAAAGUUCCACCUGUGCUUGAUGUAAAAAGAUGGGUGAAGGAAACAGAAGGCAACUCCACAGAGGAUUCCGAGGAUAUUUUUGAGCAGCAGGACUAUGUGUCUGUUCUAGGAACAGGCAUCACAGGGUCUUUGAAAAAUGGUUCUGGUGCAGGUGGGAGCGAUGUCUUCCUGUUCCAAACUUCAAAGCGUUCCAAAAAGUUGGCAGAGAUGGCCUCUGAGCUAGCUCACAGAUCUGGCAAGAAUGUGACAUAUGACAUACCCAAGGAAGCUGAGAAGAGAGACAGUUCUCCUAAGAGCACCAAGAAACCCUCAGCACCAAGCAAAGGCCAGGUAGAGAUUAAAAAGAACGAGCCUGUGUCAAAAAAAGUUUAUGGACUCAGGAAAAGAAUCAUAGCCCUAAACAGGUGCUCUGAGAGUGAAAGUGAUUCUUCCACUUCAGACUCUGACAAGGAUAGUGAUGACAGUUGCAAAGAAAUAGUUGAUGAAGCCGAUCAGCAGCCAACACCAACCACAUCCCAAACUGCAGUGACUUUGGCUAGUAGUAAGCCACCCGUAAAGAAGCCGAAGAAAGACAUUUCUCGCAAUUUGGUGGAGGAGUAUUUUGAGGCACAUAGCAGCUCAAAAGUCAUCACCUCUGACCGAACACUUCAGAAGCUGAAGAAAGGAAAACUGGAUCAGGAAACCCUGCAGAACAUCUUGAAUAAAGUACCAAUUGCUUUUGCUGCUCAACGUGAAGAGUUAAACAAGCAACACGAGUCCCUCUUUUACAAAUGGAUGUUACAGUUGCACUUGGGGUUCAAUAUUGUGCUUUAUGGGCUAGGUUCAAAGAAAAACCUUUUGGAGAAUUUCCGUGCAUCUUUUCUUCAGGAUUCGGUUCAUCUUGUUGUGAACGGGUUCUUCCCCAGCAUCACUGUGAAAUCGAUUCUGAAUUCCAUUACGGAGGAGGUGCUGGAUCACGUUGGCACUUUUCGCAGCCCGCAGGAUCAGUUGGACUUCGUUGUGAGAAGAUUUAAAGAAGAUCCUUCCUUGGAGCUCUACCUUCUCAUUCAUAACCUGGAUAGCCAGAUGCUGAGGGGAGACAAAAGCCAACAAAUACUGGCCCAGCUGGCGUCCCUUCCCAAUGUCUACCUCAUCGCUUCCAUUGAUCACAUCAACGCUCCACUCAUGUGGGAUCAGGCAAAACAAAGCCUAUACAACUGGUUAUGGUAUGAAACGACCACCUUUAGCCCUUAUGUCGAAGAAACCUCCUAUGAGAACUCAAUGUUGAUAAAGCAGUCUGGGUCUUUGGCUCUCAGUUCUCUCACGCAUGUCCUGUGUAGUCUCACUCCCAAUGCAAGAGGUAUUUUCAGGCUUCUGGUGCAGUACCAACUGGAGCACAAAGAUAACCCUUCAUACUCAGGGCUUCCCUUCCAAGAUUUCUACCAACAGUGUCGAGAGGCCUUCUUGGUCAACAGUGAUCUAACUCUCAGGGCUCAACUUACAGAAUUCAGAGAUCAUAAGCUCAUUCGGACCAAAAGGGGUGCUGAUGGAGUAGAAUGUUUAUUAAUUCCUGUGGAUACUGGGACCUUGGAGGACUUUUUGCAAAAAGAUAGUGAAAUAUGAAGUCUGUUCCAUCCUACUAGAGUUGCCCUCAAAGACUGCCAGAGCACUUCCUGCUGCUUCGUCAUUCUCAAAUCUCAGGAGUCUGUCUAUAAGAAUGGCGUGAAGUACUGUGUUAGCCAAGCCAAUUUAUACAUCUAUUCAGGUUUCCCAUUGUGGUUGAUGUCUCCUUUCCGUACUUUUAACUCUAGACAAAGAAAAUGCCAGUCGUCAGUAGCAAUGUGCCUUUUAUUUAUAAGCCUACUGGAAAAAAGGUUUGAUGGAAGUAACUUAUUGCUUGAAAACAUGUCUGGUUGUCAGCAGCAGGAGAUGAAAUGAUUUCCAGCAAGGACCCUGAACAUGGAAAAGAGGAAAAUAUGGACACCAGAGAUAAGGAUGUCUUGGAUAGUCAAACUUUUAGCCUUAAUAAAACUUUUAGAAACAGGUAUUUUACAAAAAUGUCUUAAAGUGUCAUCUUAUUGGUGACAUCAAAAGUAAAGAGAUGUUAUAGUUUAAAUAUACAUAGUUUUUUAAUUGUGCAAUAGCUCUUUGUGUGUAGUUCUGGUUCUUUCAGCUAUAAAAGAAUGUUUAGAAAAAUGGGUCCAGGAUAUACAUGUCCUUAUGCCAAUACACGAACUGUACAAAUACAUGUCCUCACUUCAAGAUACUUGUCAACUUACAUUAUGUGUAGGUGGGAAGGGGGUCUUCCUUUCCUUGUUGAUAACUUGCUUGGACUAAAAGUUCCCUGGAAAGAACCUGGUAACAGCUACUACCAGUCAGGGUUCCCCUGAGAACAUCUAGAUUGACCCACUAAAAAGGAUUUCCAGCUAGUGCAGAACUAGACUAAUAAAGAAAUAAGGUGAAUAUGUUGUGCCCAUGCAGUCUAGCACAUAAGGAAGAGAUUAAGAGAAAUAUCCCAGAUAAAUGUACUGUACUGAAACAAAGCCUCAAAAGUCUGUAUGAAAAGAGAAGUUUUUUUAUAAAAGGAAAUAAAGGAAGAGUGUGGUUGUAUUCAAAAAGGGGCAAAACAAAAUCCUGGGGGAAAGCGCACAAAUACACAGCACUCAGAUUUCCAAAUAAAAGCAGCAGGUUUUUUUGAGCUAUACAUUACCACCCCAAGAGCUAGUGCAGAUCUUGCAAGUGUAUAUGUGAAGCUGGGAUUUCUUUGUUCCAAUAUGCAUAAUUUUUGCUCACAUUAAAUCUUAUCUGUCAUUUGAAUGUGAA
Messenger RNA from Sphaerodactylus townsendi, 3021 nucleotides. RefSeq names its product origin recognition complex subunit 2 (gene ORC2). The record is from RefSeq and is a predicted model, not a curated record. Gene Ontology annotation, biological process: DNA replication. The transcript has 17 exons. NCBI's taxonomy places the organism in Eukaryota, Metazoa, Chordata, Lepidosauria, Squamata, Sphaerodactylidae. Gene Ontology annotation, cellular component: nucleus; nuclear origin of replication recognition complex. Gene Ontology annotation, molecular function: DNA replication origin binding. Bases 109 to 1821 code for a protein of 570 amino acids.